AUGAAUCCUUAUUUGGCAUCAGCUAAUACGCUUAUUACAAAGUUUUCCGCUACAUGUUAUUUUCUGAUGGAGUCGGACAACGAUAUAAACAGCCACUAUAACAAUGUAUGCGAUUCAUUUGAUCGUAUGAAUUUAAAAGAAAAUCUUUUACGUGGAAUAUUUGCAUAUGGUUUUGAAAAACCUUCCGCCAUACAACAAAGAGCUAUAAUUCCAUCAAUUGAAGGACGUAAUGUCAUAGCUCAAGCUCAGUCGGGCACUGGGAAAACAGCCACGUUUAGUAUUGCCAUUUUACAACAAAUCUGUACGAACGAUCCACGUUGUCAAGCCUUAGUAUUGGCUCCAACUAGGGAACUAGCGAAACAAAUUCAAAUGGUUGUUCUAGCACUUGGUGAUUAUAUGAAUAUUAGUUGUCAUGUUUGUAUUGGUGGUACACAAGUGUCCACUGAUAUUGAACAAUUACAAUUAGGUCAACAAAUUGUAGUUGGUACACCUGGACGUGUAUUAGAUAUGAUUAGUCGUGGUUAUCUACGUACACAAACAAUUAAAUGUUUUGUAUUGGAUGAAGCAGAUGAAAUGCUUAGUUUAGGAUUUAAAGAUCAAAUUCAAGAAAUAUUCCGAUCACUUAAUUCAUCUGUUCAAAUCAUUUUAUUAUCUGCAACAAUACCAAAUGAAGUAUUAGAAAUAUCUAAACAUUUUAUGCGUAAUCCAGUACGUAUAUUAUUAAAACAAGAAGAAUUAACAUUAGAUGGUAUACGUCAAUUUUAUGUUAAUGUUGAACAAGAAGAAUGGAAAUUAGAAACAUUAUGUGAUUUAUAUCAAACAAUAACAAUAACACAAGCAGUAAUAUUUUGUAAUUCACGUAGAAAAGUUGAAUGGUUAACAAAUGAAUUAAUUGAACGUGAUUUUAUUGUAUCAGCAAUGCAUGGUGAAAUGGAACAAAUAGAACGUGAUAAUAUUAUGACAGCAUUUCGUAGUGGUUCAAGUCGUAUAUUAAUUUCAACGGAUCUAUUAUCACGUGGUAUUGAUGUACAACAAAUAUCAUUGGUGAUUAAUUUUGAUUUACCAACAAAUUUAGAAAGUUAUAUACAUCGUAUUGGUCGUGGGGGUCGUUUUGGUCGUAAAGGUGUUGCUAUCAAUUUUGUUACAUUAGCUGAUCAACGUUUAUUAAAAGAUUUAGAAAACUUUUAUAGUACAAAAAUUAUUGAAUUACCAAUGGAUGUAGCUAAUUUAUUCUAAACAACUAAAAAGGUAUAUCUUCAUAGUCUAAUACCUACACACACACACACACACACUUGAAUAUCUAUCUAUCUAUAUAUAUAGUUGCGAACCUUCAUUCAUUCAUUCGAAAAAAACAAGCUUUCUAUUCUUCAUUAUGCACACACACACAUAUCUACAUCGAUUUUUUUGUAUCAAAGAAAAAAGAAUCUAUCGAAUAAGUAUUUCUUCUCCUCCUACUUCACUCCUACUUCUUCUCCUCCUUCUUGUUCCUGUUCUUCUUCUUUUUCUUCUUCUCCCCCUUCUCCUUCUUCCUUCUUCUCCUUCCUUUCCCGUUCUUCUUCUUCUUCUUCUCCUCCUCCUCCUUCCUCUUCUUCUUCUCCUCCUUCGUCCUGUUCUUCUUCUUCUCCUGUAUUUCAGUAUCAUCUGCACAAAGUAAAAGUAAACAAACAAGCAGACUAAUCAAUCAAUAUUAAAUCAUAUAUGUAAUAUGAUUUCUAAUCUUUAUUCGACUUUGCUUCAUUUAUAAGGUUCUCGUUGUUGCUAUGGUUAUUGCUGUUGUUGUUGUUCUUGUCGUCGUCGAUAAUUCACUAUUACUUUUUCUUCUUCUUUAAUAUCACUAUUAAUGAUACUUGUUCAUUGUUACUUUUAAUGAAUAGUAUAUCUAAUGUAUAUGCCAAUGAUUGAAUUCAUGUUAAACAAUGUUCAAUUAUUCUUUAGUCUCUGACUAGUCGUUCUUUCUUUCUCUUCUUUCAUAGGAUGAAUCGUCGUCGUCUUCUCCUUCCUUCUUUUUCCUUCUUCUUCUUCUUCUUCUUCUUCUUCUUCUUCUUCUCUAUUUCGGUUUCAUAUGAUUGAUAAUCUUUAUUCAACUAUGAUUUAUUUAUAAAGUUCUCUUUGUUGUUGUUGCUAUGGUUAUUGUUGUUGUUGUUGUUGUUGAUGAUAAUUCACUAUUACUUCUUCUUCGAUAAUAAUAAUAAUACCUGUUCAUUGUUACUUUUAAUGAAUAGUAUAUCUAAUGUAUAUGCCUAUUUGAUUGAAUUAAUGUUAACCAAUGUUCAAUUAUUCUUUAGUCUCUGACUAGUCCUUCUUUCUCUUUCUCUACUUUCAUAAGAUGAAUCGUCGUCAUGGUCUUCUUCUUCUUCCUGCUCUUCUUCUAAUCGGUUAGUUGUGUAUAGAAAAUAGUUGCUUCAUAUUUCUAUAUUCUAUUCUAUCCAAAAUGAAUCUUAUUUCUUUAGUAAGUAGUAUAUAACUUUAUUAUUAGAAAAUUUUUCAAUCUACCUAGUAAUAUAGAUCAACAACUUUGGUUGUGAUAAGUUACAACUGCUGUAAACAACAUUCAAAUGAUAUUUACCAUUUGCUUACUGCCGAUUUUCUCCUUUUUUUUUGUUUUCUUUUCUUUCGAUUGUUGCUAAGAGCAUCAUUAGCCCCCCUUUCCUUAUCUUACCUUAAUAAUAUAAUAUUAUAUAUGAUUGUUAUCUAUCAUUUAACUACAUAUUCUAAUGUAUGUUGAAUGUAGUUCUUUGAAGAGAGAGCAAGAGAAAGCGUGUGUGUGUGUGUGGUGUUCUUCAGUUGUUCCUGCUAAAAGUGGAUGGAGGGGGGAAUAUCAUCCAAAUGAAAGUGGAACUUUGUUUUUUUUUUGUAAAUGUGAUUAUUCGUUCUAUACAUCUCUUUCUGUCCUUCUGACCUUCUAUGAUGGUCAAUUAUUUGGAUCUCACUUUUUUUUCUCUUCUUCUUUUGUGUUGUUUGUCAUUUUAAACCUGUAUCAUCAUUGCUACUGAUAAUAUUAUUAUUAAUUCUCUUUAAAGA
Molecule: messenger RNA, 3021 nt
Organism: Schistosoma rodhaini
Lineage: Eukaryota; Metazoa; Platyhelminthes; Trematoda; Strigeidida; Schistosomatidae
Source: the annotation of a GenBank genome assembly